Molecule: messenger RNA, 4489 nt
Organism: Dermochelys coriacea (leatherback sea turtle)
Lineage: Eukaryota; Metazoa; Chordata; Testudines; Dermochelyidae
Gene: FAM222A
Product: family with sequence similarity 222 member A
Exons: 3
Coding region: 1-2610 (869 amino acids)
Source: RefSeq, a predicted model, not a curated record
AUGCGCCCUCCAGGAAACCGGGAGCUAGAAGAGCAGGAGCGUACCAACAGGGCCGUCCCACGGGACGCCCUGCCCAGCAGCCCCCGUCCCACAGUGCUGUCAAUACAAUGGGCCCGGCCCGAAGGCAGGGGUCGCAGCCCCCCUGCGGACUACGACUCCCAGAUUGCCCCGCGGCCUCCAGGCAGAGCCCGGGAGGGGGGGCUAAUGGCGCGGUGCAUGCCGGGGCCUGUAGUCCUGGAGGGGGCGGCCCGCGGCCUGGCUGCCUUUGAAUUUUGCCGCGAAAAGAACGCGUGGCAGCAGCCCCGCCCCCGCAGGACGCUACAGGGCGUCACCCUGGUAACGGCCCGGGGAGGGGGCGUGGCUCAGCCGCGUGCGGGUGCCGGGCCCCGGCUCCGGCGCUCAGUGUCGCCGGAGCCGCGCGCCGGGCAGGAGGGGAGAAGCGAGCGGGGCCGCCGGGCCGGGCAGGGGGCGCAGCCGGGCCCGGAGCCGCCGCUGCAGCAGCCCGUGCGUGCGGGGCUCGCCCCGGUGCAUGAAGGAGCCGCCGCCAGAGCAGGCUGGGCGAGCGGGGCCGGAGCUGCUGCAUCCGCCCCCGGAGCAGCCUCCGCAGCGGGGAGCCGGAGCAGCCCGGGCAGGAGGCGCUGCCGCCGGGGGCGUCCCCGGCCAGGGCGGAGCGAGCCGGGGCUGCUUCCUCCUCGGCGCCCGAUCGGGGCUGGAGCUGCCGCGACCCCUCCGGAGCGGGGGCUCGAGCCGGCGGCGCAUCCUCUCGGGCCUCGGCCGCCUCGCGAUGAAGGGCUGAAGGGGCGCGGAGGCGCCGGAGCUGCCGCUGCCUCUGCCUCCUGCCCAGCCGGUGCAGCGAGGGCUGAAGGCACCGGGCGGAGCAGGCUGCGCAGAGGCGGGAGCGGGGGGAGCCGCACCGGAUCCUCGGGCUCUCCCGGGCUGCACACAAAGAAACCCCCCUCUCUGCGGGGACCCCCCCGGACCGGCCGCCCCGCUGCUGCGGGGCCCCCAGGAUGUAGCCGCCGCCGCCCUUCUCCGCUCUGGAGGCUGCACGCGAGGGGGGGACCCCGCUACACAACGCCCGUGCGCCCGCCGGAGCGACUCUCCCCCGGCUCCCCUUCUCCAGCGCAGCCCGCGCUCCGCUGCCCCCGGAAUCGCGACCUCCGAGCCGCUGCCCCGGCAUGGGCCUUUCGUACCCGGCGUGACGCCCAAAGCCCGGCCGGGCCCCGGGCCAGGAUUGCCCCUUCCCCGGGCAGGAUUUUGGUCGCUGUUGUCAGGGAUUUACCCCCCCCCCCCGCCGCCGCCGGUUCAUGGCCGCGGGGCUCGCUCCGGCCUGCAGCGUCCCGGGGAGGCGGCGCCCGGCGCAGCGCGGAUGGUGAAACGCGGCCCCAUGCAUUCCCCACGCUACCCCAGCCCAGCCGAACUGGAUGCCUAUGCACAGAAAGUCGCCAACACCCCCUAACGAUCAAGAUCUUUCCCACCAACAUCAGGGUCCCCCAGCACAAGCACCUUAACCGACGGUCAAUGGUACGACACGACAGGCAGCGCUACAGCCCCUAUCCCGUGCAUUCCAGCGGCUACCAGGGCCUCCUGGCCAUCGUAAAGGCCUCCAGCAAAAGCAUUGUGAAGAACUCGGAGGGCAAGCGGACUAAGAUGUCUCCAGCGCAAGUGGCCAUUGCCCCCUACCCAGUGUCAAGCACUUUAGCGCCAGGCCCCUCAUGCGCCGGGCACUUGAAUUAUCACAGUACUCAGAAGCAGCUCGAGGCUCCGGCCCCCACAAACGUGGCCAUAGCUACGUCCGUGAUCCCGCUCGCAGGCCGGAACCUGACCCUGCAGCAGUCCAACUUGCCCUCUAUCCAGAGCAUCAUCUACCAGAUCAAUCAGCAGUGCCAGGCCCAGGGCUCCCAGCAGGCCUGCCAAGGGGUAGUGGUGACCAACCCCAGCCCCGCCAAGCACGGCGCGGCCAGUGGCUUCGCUAGCAUGGCGACGGCAGGUGCUGCCGUGGCCUAUGCCGGUGCCAUCCUGCCCGACUGCCGCAAAGGGGCAGAACUCGCCAUAAGCUCCAACCCGGCCAUGACCGUCGGCCCCAAGGCUGGCCUCUACCCGGAUGGCAUGGAUUACCUUCUCUGGCAGCAGAAACAGCAGCAGCUCCGAAUGUACAGCGGGGGCAGCGGAGGGGGGGGCGCCGUCAGCAAGUCCCCGGAGACAUGUGCGGGGGUCUCACGCCCCUACACCCUGGCGGGCGCGGUAGAAAAGGUCAGUUCCUCCCCUUUGAACUGUGUGGGCAUGCAUGGCAACUUCUCGGUGGGCCAGUAUUUUGCCCCCCCUUGGAACAGCAUCUUGGUCACCCCCAACAGCGACUGUUACAACCCCCAGGAGCUCGCCAACGGGCACCGCGAGCUCGGAGUGCCCCCCUCCGACGGCCUGUCCAGCAAAACGCUCUGCAAUACCUCCAUCCUCAGCAGCAGUCUCCAGUCGCUGGAGUAUCUCAUCAACGACAUCCACCCGCCAUGCAUCAAAGAGCAGAUGCUGGGCAAGGGCUACGAGACAGUGUCUGUGCCAAGACUCUUGGACCAUCAACACGCCCACAUUCGCCUGCCCGUCUACAGAUAAGAGCCUGACGCUGCUUUCCAAACAAAGGGCCACGGUGGGAACUUGACUGGCAUCCAUUCUCCUCUCCGGUACCGCCAGGAUCUGUGGCGAAACAAAGUGAGGGCUGGGGAGGGGGGGGGUUGGUUAACGAAAGGGGCUGGGGGGCCCCAAAGACGCUGGAAUUAAUUGGGGUCGUUGAACUGGAUACACCUGAAACCCGCUGGAAGCCACGGACGAAGGAAUGCUUGUUUCUAGAGCUCUGAAAUGGUCGUUUCAUUUCCACGAAUGUGAACAGGGAAUCGCUACAAGUUGCUGCUAUCCAGGGAGAGACGGUUUCGCUCUGUGCGCGUGUGUGCGUUUGUGUGCGCGCGUGUGCGAGUGCGUGUCUGUGUGCGUGCGCCAGGCGGAUCUGCAUGUGGGAGAACCCCCAAUUCUAUCCUGCGCUGAGUCCCCAGGAAAGUUUUAAGUAAAAGAAGAGCUCCAAUCUCCGAUAAUUCCAUGCCAUUGCAGCUUGGUCAUGACCAGAAAGAGCUAAUGCCUAAUUUCUAGUUGAAGUCCAUAACUUGCACUGCUUUGAGUAAAGCUAAUAAAUGGGGACAGUCUGGAGGCUAUUUAAGAAAAAGAAAAACACUUGAAAACUUGAACAGAUUUAUUUUUUUUUUUUUUAGUUAAAUAUACUGUACAUUUUAUGUGUUGGCUGCUACAGAGUCUCUUCCUCUGCUCCCUCCCCCGCCCGCCCCCAUUGCCUUGGGCCUAGUCUGUUACUUGAUUAAAAUACGUUUUGAUGCUUUCUCAGUGGAAAGGUUUCAUUGCCCAGUUGCCCACGUGGUGGGGGGAGAGCCACAUUAAGCUAAGGAGCCAGGGACCUGGGUGAGCAAAAAGGGCAUGAAGUUAAGGAUAUUUUACCCUCCUCAUUGUUCUUGCGGUUUUCAAAGUGUUUCCCUCGCCCCCAUGGUAAUGAGAGAGUCUGAGGGGGCAGAAGCAAAAUGUGACUUACUUUGGACAGAUCCGAGGCGGGGCCCCUGUUCUAAUUCGUAAAAGAAUCCACACCCGCUUAACAAACCCACCCUCACCCAUCCCCAAAUAAAAGAGCUUGUGAUCUCCUUCCAUCGCUCUCAAACCAGCUGAGCAUUCACGAAUCCGCCUGGGCACAAAUGUAAAUCUAGCUGAGUACCCACAAGCAAUUUCUUUUUUAUUAUCAGGAGAUGAAUGGAGAGCCAUGAUGGUGUCUCCAGGCUCUGGGCAGUCUGCUCACAGGAGUGGUCUGUCUCCCCUCCCCUGUGCUCACCCCACCCUCUACCCAGGUCCCAUCACAGAAACAUUCUGAAUUCUAAGAUUUCCAAGGUUGUGGUUUUUUUGGGGGUUUUUUUGUUUUGUUUUUUUUACUGUCAAUUAUACCUUUGUUCUGUUGUAGAGGCAACUUGCAGGUGAAGAGAAGUAGAAUCACAUUUAAUGCAUCUAGCCAUUGUACCAGGUUGUAAUUUGCAUACUUUAUUUUCUUUUUUAAACAGUUCAAAAAUGUUCAUUAUGGUCUGUUAUUCAGUAUGUGUAAUUAUGUGUUUAAUAGAUUUAUUCAUUUUAAAAAAAGCGGUUCUACAUUACAGAAAAUACAAAGUUUUUUGAUGUUUAAAGAAAAAAAAAACCCAUCCCAACGAAACCCAAUGUGAUUGUGCUCAGAAAAGAGGUACUGUAUCCUUAAAAGGCCUGUUCAAGCACUAAGUGCAUUUACAAAUCUCUGAGAAUGUUUUUUUAUACGAAAAUUGACCAUUAUAUUCUACUGUGAGAAGUGCUGUCUGCACUAUAUUGUUUUAAAAAUGAGAGAAAACGGGAAAAAAAACAAAACAAAACCCACAAGCUGUGUGUCCGAAUGUUGUUUUCCCAAAGUAAAACCAGGAUAUCA